AUGCCUCUCAGGUGGAUAUCGGAGCAACUCCAGCCUCCAGAUUCACUUUCGCCUGGCGGUGCCGGAGUCACAUACACUUACAGUGGCUCCCCGUCGCCGACUAUCAUUGCCUUGACACCAUACUCGGGGCCACUCGCGAGCGGGAACACGGUCAGCAUCACUGGCACGCACCUGAAUCAUGUUACUUCGGUCACAGUUGGCGGUUCUUCCGCGCCGGUGUUUCCAAUCCUUUCGCAGACGGCGAUCACUGUUACCCCACCAACUGGUUCCAGUGCGACUGCCGCCAGUCUAACUAUACCGGACGGCACGACCCCAGCCUCUUCCUCCUACACGUAUCUCGCGGUCCCAGCGCCUAGUGUCGAUAUUCCCAACCACCGGUCUCAUUUCUGGCGGCGCGGCGUUCGCCGUCGAAGGUACUGGUUUAACGGGAACACCGAGUGCCACUUUCGGAUCAGCCCCGGCUGCCUCGUUGACUGUUGUUGGUGA
Molecule: messenger RNA, 486 nt
Organism: Penicillium diatomitis
Lineage: Eukaryota; Fungi; Ascomycota; Eurotiomycetes; Eurotiales; Aspergillaceae
Exons: 1
Coding region: 1-486 (161 amino acids)
Source: RefSeq, a predicted model, not a curated record